Molecule: messenger RNA, 1416 nt
Organism: Hirsutella rhossiliensis
Lineage: Eukaryota; Fungi; Ascomycota; Sordariomycetes; Hypocreales; Ophiocordycipitaceae
Product: Ribonuclease H-like protein
Exons: 1
Coding region: 1-1416 (471 amino acids)
Molecular function (GO): zinc ion binding; nucleic acid binding
Source: RefSeq, a predicted model, not a curated record
AUGGCAUCUGCCACGAGCUCGCAUGCCAGCUCGGAUCCCUUUGAUCUGGGUGCUCAUACCCCGCCUAACCUUGCUCGCUUAGCCCGUGCAUCUCAGCUGCGAAAUAGUUCUCCCAUUGUGACCCGUCCCAUUGGUCUCUCUUCAGCAUUCCGGCGGCCGGCAGCAACGCCGUCGUCGCCCCUCAUCCGCCUGUCCAAUGCCGCCGCUACGGAAGGAGCGCGGCGUGAACCCGUCCCGAGCCUGCCCGGCACCACCGAGACCGACGUGCUCCAACCGGUGUCUAUCAUUGAUGCAGCUAACAAACUCGCCGGCGACGAAACCGAUGCCCACAACGCCAAAAUGACGGUUUUUCGGGCCUUCUGCGAAUCAUUCGAGCAGACUGCGAAGCAAUUCACAUCUGGUCUCGAACACAGCUUCGCAGAGCACUUCUCCAACCGUUUUCUCGACCUCUGGAGGCAGACGCCCUCCGAUCUCCGACUCGCAUCUGCGCCGACGUACAGCAGCGUGGCCGCCGGUCGCACCGCAAGCCAGCGGCCAUGUGGCCACUCUCCCACGGCCGCUGCAGCCCCGCAACAAGAGCCACAACAGCCAAUUUCCCGUCUCCAGGGACGACCAAUCCCCGCCCGCCGAAAGAAGACCUCCGGGUUUUGUGCGACUCCCGCCGAAGCACCGGCGAGGGACCACAAUAGCUACGCAAUCCGGACCCACAUUGCCGCCAAAGUCGGCAUCGACCUUCACCAAGUCCCAGCCGCUUUCAAGGUGAACUCCGGAUGGGCCAUCAGAACAACAGAUGCGACCAUUCGGGAUCUUAUCGUCCAACGACAGUCAGAGUGGUCCCAAGACAUGGGCGCGACAGAUGUAGAAAUCAGCCAGAGAUGGUACACCUACGCCGUGGCAAACUGCCCCUAUAUUCUUACCGACCUACAGGGGAAAGAAUUGGACUACGAGCCAGCCGCCAAAGAUGAAAUCGCCUGCCAGACCGGCCUCAAACCCAUCAGGGUGCGCCCCGCCAGGCGCAAGCCGAACGACCCCCUGACCUGUACCUUGAUUGUCUCAUUCCUCGAACCGACUGAUAAGCCCUGGAGGCUGUUUGGAUCCAGUCGGCUCGCCCAAUACAUUGAGAGAUCUAGCCUGCCCAGCCAGUGCGACAAGUGCUGGGACUUUCACGCCCGACACACCUGCGACCGACAAGCAUCCUGCAAGCGGUGCGGACGGCGCGGCCACGACGCGGAAGCUUGCGUGGCCCUCGAGCGGUGCGCGAACUGCCUUGGGCCCCACGCCGCAGACUUUGCGAAGUGCCCUGCGCGCCCGAAGCGAUCACACGGCGUCAUUCGCCGUCUGACGAGAGAAGAUCUCGCGUCCGAGAGCUGGGCGCUCAACUGUCCGCCCGGCGAAAGGAACAAUACGAAAGAGUAG